UGAGGUUAAGUUUAAGAAAACGAAAAAAAAACAAACAAAGCCUCCUCCAGGAGCAUUUAAGUUGCAGUACUUUUAAUUUUUUCUGCUAAUAUUUCAUUUUCUUGCUCGCUAAAAAUCAUAACUGACCCAAUUUCAUCUUCUCAGAGUGUACUUUUUACUAGUGUUUCUUUUGAUCAAGUGUUUGCUCUGUACUCUCCGAAACCUAGCUGCCAUGGAAGAAACGAAUGAGCUACCCCGAAUGAGCUAUGAAUAUAAGCAUUUUGAAAUGCCGGUUGAGUCUGUUUUGCAAGGAGUGAAAGAGUUGGUGCUUGAUUCGCUGUAUGUCUGUAUAUCUGCGUGGCAAGGAUCAAUUUCAAAGAGGAGCAGCAAUAAAUUGGAAGAAAUCAGAGAAGUUCUCUCAAAAUUGUUAGAUGAAUACGUCCUGGAGUCCAAGAAACCUUUGGAACUGGCUGAGCCUAAAAUAAGAAGUUGCUUCGCAAUUCCUGAUCAUGUUUUAUUGCCAAAAGAUGAAUAUCAAAGGCACCAAUAUACUGAGGAUGAAGAGGCAGCCUUAGAUAGAAAACUGAAGAAUUUGAAAUUACGUUACAAACAAGCUAUCUACAUGGAAACACUAUUGAAAGAAGAGAAGAAAGUGUGGGAGGAAGUAGAUAUUGUGGAGUUUCAAGCUUCAAAACUAAAAAAAUUACAAACGGGUAACCCAGAUUCUUUUCAAAUUAUCGAUAGUCUGGCUCGUGAAGUACAGAGUUUGAAUAAUUCAUUAUGCAACCAGAAUACGACUUCCAGUAAUCAAAUCGUCGACAGUCAGGUGCUGAAAGAACUCAGUUCACAUGAGCUAUCAGCAUCUGCUAGUUAGAGGCUGUAAUGUUCGUGAAUAAUUCUUAUCAAUUUUACUUAUUUACCCAAUUGUCAAUUUUGUUUCUAAUUAAUCUACUUCCUAUCAUUAUUUUGAAUAAACAUUGAUGUAUUAUGGAAUGGGUCAUUUUAAAAGUGCCGUACUGAUUCUACAGCACUUUU
Bemisia tabaci is the source of this 1014-nucleotide messenger RNA. It is a transcript of the gene Mis12, whose product is annotated as Mis12. Lineage: Eukaryota; Metazoa; Arthropoda; Insecta; Hemiptera; Aleyrodidae. Gene Ontology annotation, cellular component: nucleus; chromosome, centromeric region. The record is from RefSeq and is a predicted model, not a curated record. Gene Ontology annotation, biological process: mitotic cell cycle.